Molecule: messenger RNA, 2289 nt
Organism: Hylaeus volcanicus
Lineage: Eukaryota; Metazoa; Arthropoda; Insecta; Hymenoptera; Colletidae
Exons: 1
Coding region: 1-915 (304 amino acids)
Source: RefSeq, a predicted model, not a curated record
AUGGACGCUUCAUUCGGUCUUAACCAAUUAGGAACAAAUGAAGCGCUUGCCGAUACCCCUAUCCUUUCUCAGACACCCCCUUCUUUCGCCACUUCCAUUAACGAAACAAAGAGAUACGGUCAAUCUAUAAAACGUAUACUAAAAUCUGAUACUGUUUACGAAAACCAUGGUCUUGUAUCUACUCAGUACAUAAAACAUAAUAAUGAAAAAAAAUCUAACAAGUGCACUAUACAAAACUCUGCGAUUACCCAAGACAAAACUGUAUCAAACGUUACAGCAUCCACGACUUCAUUUGUAUCCAUACCUCGAUCCAUAAAUCCCGACACGCCUAUAGAAAAUAUAUGUUUAAAUACAGACAGGAACGAUUGUCACUUUACACAAAAUCAUAUGGAUACGACGGAAGAUAUUAAUCCUUAUUCCGUACGAUCUGUAUCAUCGCCGCAAUUAACAAUUAAACCUGUUGCACAAUCAAAAGUUUGUAGAAAAGCAUCCUUGAAAUCGAUGAAUUUAUCAAAUUCUACGUUAGAUAAUUCUGUACCAAAUCAUCGUAAAAGUAACGACUCAAUAUCGGACACACGUAUAAUCGAUAUUUCUAACUGUUCCAUCACCUUCGCAGAUAAAGAGGUACCUUUUUCAUGUCUUUCCGAAACGACACAAGGAAACGAUACGAGAAAUAAAUGGAAUACGGGAGAGGUGCACAUUACUUGUAAUCCACUAUCAACGCCAUAUCCGUAUUCCACGCCUCAUCGUAACAUUAUGAGCGAAACUGUAACAGAACCACUAGACGACGAACCAAAAACUCGCAGCUGUGGAAGUUUUUUACCAAUCUUAUCGUUGAUCCCGCAGACGGUGAUCAGUUUUCAGUAUUUAAGCCCGAAAAUGAAAUUCUCUUGGUGGAGAAAUAAAAUUUCGUGAAGGUACGCUUAAACGACCAUUUAGCGCGAUUGCUGCUAGUGGUCUUGUAGCGCAAUUAAAUGCUAUUUGGUCGAAGCUCUAUGAAAACCUCUUACCUCGUAGUGAGUUCCCAAUCUUCAUCAAUUAGAGGUAUCCUGUCAUCGUUACACUUGUAUGUCAAUCAGUCUAUACCCUUUUAUUACUCCAAGUAGGGUCGUACAGAGAGAAAGCAUGCAGGUAGAUUUUAAAAAGAAACAUAAAUAGUUCCUUCACAUUAUGGAAACGUUUUGCACAAUGUAAAAAGAAACUUUGAAUCCUUUGGAAAUAAUAUCUAUAUUGUACACAGCGGUUCUGUUGGAUCCUCUAGUCCCUGAAGUUUUUUCCUAAACUUUGCUAAUUUAUGAGUAGAACGAAACAAGUAUCUUUUGCUCUAUACGGAGAGUUCUCUUACAAUUUUGUCUACUUAUAACGAUAAUCUUAGAAAUUCAUGAUAGAAAAAAAAUCAAAAAUAAAAACCACAAUAUGGAUCUAACAAGACACAUCAGUCGUAAUGUAAUUCCAUUAAAUUUACGCUUCUAUUAUAAAUUGCUUUCUCUAAAAGAUGUGUACCUAUUUUCAAAUAUAUGUGAUCACAAGUCGAAAAGCUAGGAAUUAUUUAAACAUACUCUCCUUAUCAUUAUAAUAUUAUAUAAGUAACUAUAUGUUAUUUCUAAUUUAACGUAUCAUUUUGGUAAAAAAAAAAAAAAAAUACAAAACAAAACGUUUUAAUCUAUAGGUGCUUCUGAAUUUAUUAGCCUUUUUAAUGCAUACAUCAAAACAUGAAAUAUUCCAUGUGAAUAACUACUCUAUGUGAUAUUACUAAAAAUAUGAAAAAAUAAUACACCAGUUGGUGUUAUACGAUGUUAAGAAUUUAGAUUAAUCCUUUAUAAACCUCCUUGUUGACUUCUUUAUUAAACUAAUGUAAAUUCAUUUUAUGAAAUGGAAGAAGUAUUAAGCUACUUAUGAUUAACUGAAUCAUUCCUAUAUGAGUGCGUGUAAAGUGUUACGUGCGAGCGAUGCGUAUAUGACAAGUCAUGUUUCCUCUAAAAUUUGUAUUUCUCUGUGAGAAAUAAUGUUAUUUAAUAUAAUUUAUAUCUACAAAGAAUCCAUAUCGCUAAAAAAACAAGAAAAAAAAUAUAAAAAAAAUUUGAUUGUUAUUUCAUUUAUUUUCUUGAGUUUUCAAACUAUUUUUCUUUUUAGAAGUAUUGACUUCCGUUUCUUCUUGUUCUUGUUUAUUUUCGCUUCGAUAGCUUCUAUGUAAAAGUCCAGUUAUGAACUUAUAUUUAGUUCAAUUCGACGAUUAUACUACUCUUUUUAUAUUUGUUGAGUAAUAAAUAUUUUUUACGAAUAUUUAUA